This is a messenger RNA of Homalodisca vitripennis (glassy-winged sharpshooter), 2510 nucleotides long. Its product is annotated as arrestin domain-containing protein 3-like. The coding region runs from base 128 to 1531 and encodes 467 amino acids. The transcript is spliced from 7 exons. The record is from RefSeq and is a predicted model, not a curated record. Gene Ontology annotation, biological process: protein transport. Gene Ontology annotation, cellular component: cytoplasm. NCBI's taxonomy places the organism in Eukaryota, Metazoa, Arthropoda, Insecta, Hemiptera, Cicadellidae.
AGGAAUGUCCAAUGUCCAUGUGACGUCCUUGUAAUGUAUGUUGUUUGUUUACAAGGGUAGUCGCUGCUGUUGGUGAAGAUCUGUAUCUGUGUAACAUUUUUCUAACACGUGUUAUUACAGUAUUAGUAUGGGUAUAGAAGAUUUUCAGAUUUUAUUAGAUAAUCCUAGUGGUAUAUACUGUGCUGGUUCUACAAUAUCUGGAAAAUUAAAAUUUUAUGUGGAUAAACCAAAGAAAAUAAGAGGUGUUAAAAUUAAAAUUCGUGGUGAAGCCAAUGUUUCAUUCUGGGGCACUAGAGAGGUCUCUAGGCCAGGAGAGGAUUCAAAAACUGAGGAAGUUCGCUUCCAUGCUUCUGAAGAAUAUUUUUCUACAAAGUACUACCUUACGGGUAGUUCUAGCAGUGAAAUGGAGAUUCUGCCAGGAGAGUAUGAGCAUCCGUUCACCACAACUUUGCCGCCUGUACUGCCUUCAUCUUUCGAGAGUGAACACGGCAAUAUUCGAUAUUUAAUUAAAGCUAAGGUUGAUAUUCCCUGGGAAAUUGAUGACAAAGUGGAGAAAUCGUUCAGCAUAAUGACCAAUGUUGAUCUCAACUACAUCGCAGAAGCUAAGUUACCAGUAAAACAAGAAGUGGAAAAGACGUUCUGCUGCCUUUGGUGUCGCUCGGGCCCUCUGACGAUGGUCCUGAACUUGCCGUAUGCUGGAUAUGUGCCAGGCCAGAACAUCCCUGUGAUCCUGGAGGUGGACAACGCGAGUGACGUGGAUGUGGAAAAUAUAGUCAUAAAGUUACAAAAGAUUUUAGAAUGUAAGGCUAAUGUGCCUGAGCACAGAACGAAGACAGACUAUGAGAACCUGGUGGAGCUUUCACUGGGUCGUGUCAAUGCCAGAGACUCAAAGACAUUCACUCAACAGUUCUCAGUUCCUGUGGUCCCUGUAUUCAACCUGCAACGGUGUUCCAUCAUCACUUGUGACUAUGUUUUCAUGGUGAUAGCUGAAACAGGAAGCUGCCACUCCGAUCUGACCGAUGAGGUGCCUGUGUUUCUGGGUACCGUGCCAGUCUACCAGGCUGGAGGAGCACCUCCUCCUGUAGAUUCCUCUGUGCCCUUACAACAAUCUUACAAUCCUACCAUGCCUAUGACACAACCGCCCUUCAAUCCUUCUAUGCCAACAGCACAACCGCCUUUCAAUUCCGCUAUGCCAGUAGCACAACCCACAUUCAAUUCCGCUAUGCCGAUGGCACAACCACCUUUCAAUCCUUCUAUGCCGAUGCCACAGCCUAUGCCCGUACCACAGAACCCAUCUGAAACUUUCCAAAUGCCUUCUUUCAAUCCCUCAAUGCCUAUGCAACAGCCUACCUCUGAUCCUUCAAUGCCAUUGCUGCAACCUUCCUUUAACCCUUCCAUGCCUUUGCCACAAGCUGCAUUAGACGCUUCAAAUCCUUCAGCAGAAUCUUCCUCCAAUUAUCUCACUCCACUGUUGCCAAAAACAAUCAUGCCCACGGCUCCCCCACCCACUCAGGCUGGCUGGAUCCAAUAGCAACAUAUGGCUGACUAUUGUUGAACGUCACAGCCGCACCAGUACUCAUGUCUACAUCUGCUGAAAUGUAAUGUGCAAAGGCGACAGCUGCAUCACUGCAAUAUCUUUGGAUUGCACCACUCAUAUUCAAGUCCAUUACAGUGACCUUUUCUGAAAUUAUUUUCCUACAUUUGGACAUGAACCAGCAGCAACUGUUGAUGCUUGCAGCGGACAAGCUUCAUCCUCGUCAUGGUGAGGCUGGAGUCUAGAAUCGUCAGGUGGAUGUGUUCCAUGAUUGAAGAGUGGUUAUAUUUCAUCAGUGCCAUUCUUGAGCGUGAUAUUAUCUCACGCUCAAAGCCAACACUAUCUCCUCUCUCUUUUGUCUUCUUAAAAACCAAAAAUCUCAGUCAAUACUGUGUCCACGUAAUCUACCUUUAUUGCCAAUGUAAAUGAGACAAACUUGAGUAGGAUAGACACAAUGUGCCUUCGCCCACAAUGGGUUAAAUUGCAAUCUCAGCCAAAUAGAUAACAGAAUUGGUGACAGGCUGCAUGGAAAAAUCGUCUGAUGUCAGGGUCACCUAAAUACUGCCUAUUUUGAAUCUUUGGAAAAGAAAUCCAAAAAGAAAGAUAAAAACCAUGUUGUGGCUAGAAUAAUUCUUUGAAAAUAUAUUAAUAAUAAGAUUUUAUUUUUAUAAAUGGUUAGAUUGAAUAUUUUUGUAUUCCAAGUACUAUCAAUAAAUUAUAACCCAAUAAAACAGUUGUGUUUUUUGUGAAUUUAUAGCAUUCCUAUAAGUCUUAGUAAUACAUUAAAAAUAUAUACUCUUCCAAAUAUAAGUGUGUGUGUUCGUGCCUGCACAUGUUGGGUAUUGUGAUAAAGUAAGUAAAUGUUUUAGCUUAAUUGUUUGGCUAUAAUUGUAUUUGUUUAAAGUUUGUUUAUUUGUAUAAUAUACACUAUAAUUAUAUACAAUUGAUAUUAUUAUAUACAAUGCAUAUAUUUUUU